UGGUCAUUGACCAGAUCAUCCUUGUAGCACUUGUGUUCUUUGCGCAUCAUUUUCACGAUGAAUAAAAUCUAUGUGUACUCCUGUCUUCUUUCUGCUCUGAGUAUUGUGGAGGUCCAGCCUGCCAACAUAGAUGGAACUGUUGGAAAAAGUGUGACGUUCAAAUGCACCGGCUGGAACGUUUGGAAAGAUGUAGAAACAGAAGAUAAGUUCUUUUGUAGUCUAUGCUCAGAUGACAUCAUCACUGCAGCGUCUGGAAAGACUGUACGUAAAGAUCGAAUACAGAUAACUAACCGCAAAGAUGGAUUAGUUGUGACUUUCAUGAAUCUCCAAAAGUCAGACUCCAAGAAGUAUUAUUGUGGAGUGAAGGGAAUAAUCUUCUACGAUUAUAUAGAGAUGAAUCUUAAAGUUACAGAUGCCCAGUCUUCCAGUCCCAGCCCAACUCCGACAGAUAUUACUACUACUAUUACUAUUAUUACUGAUAUAUCUACGUCAUACAUCAUCAAUUUUACAGCAACUAUUGCUGCAACAUCAACACAAGGAGCUGGACAUGUGCUAUUUUCGAUUAUAUGUGUCAUUAUUGUUAUAAUUGUACUGGUCGUCAUGCCAACACUGAUAUGGAAGAUAACGAGGAAGCAAUCAAGAAAAGAAGACACACGAGAGAGCCCAGCAGAUACUGAAGGAGUCUACCAAUCACUCCACCCAUUAACGAAGGAUGAAGACCAAAUCUACAGCACUCUCCAACUCACCAACAGGAGCCCCACAGGUCCUGAUGGAGCCCAAGAAUCACUCCACCCAUUAAUGAAAGAUGAAGACCAAUUCUACAGCACUCUCCAACCCACCAACAGGAGCCCCACAGGUCCUGAUGGAGCCCACCAAUCACUCCACCCAUUAAUGAAAGAUGAAGACCAAUUCUACAGCACUCUCCAACCCACUUAAAACAAUACGGUUCUGGAGUCGAUGUCUGUGGAUACAAGAAGUGGGUCAUAGAUUUGGAUUCACUCAAACACAACAAUGCAAAUUUGUUCUGCAUACAUAUUUUGUAUUUGAAAUUAUGAUGUGAACAAUAAUCUGUUAAAG
Molecule: messenger RNA, 1077 nt
Organism: Larimichthys crocea (large yellow croaker)
Lineage: Eukaryota; Metazoa; Chordata; Actinopteri; Sciaenidae
Product: CMRF35-like molecule 4
Exons: 9
Coding region: 58-936 (292 amino acids)
Cellular component (GO): plasma membrane
Molecular function (GO): transmembrane signaling receptor activity
Source: RefSeq, a predicted model, not a curated record